Mangifera indica (mango) is the source of this 1891-nucleotide messenger RNA. RefSeq names its product diacylglycerol O-acyltransferase 1A-like. Gene Ontology annotation, cellular component: chloroplast envelope; endoplasmic reticulum membrane. NCBI's taxonomy places the organism in Eukaryota, Viridiplantae, Streptophyta, Magnoliopsida, Sapindales, Anacardiaceae. Gene Ontology annotation, biological process: triglyceride biosynthetic process. Gene Ontology annotation, molecular function: diacylglycerol O-acyltransferase activity. The record is from RefSeq and is a predicted model, not a curated record.
ACACUGGUGAACAUGUGUCAACAUUGUCAACGCUACCACCUCUCUUUCAUUCUUCUUCAAAUUCAAUUUCUUUACUAAAUCAGAUGAAUAUUCACAAUUACAAUUGCUAAUUUUCGAUGGUAAUUUCUGACACACUUGAUAGUAUAGGCGGAGCCGCCUCCACCACCACCACAACCACCGACGACUCCGAUCUUAACUUUUCUUUGCAUAUGAGGCCCGGCGCCACCGCACUUCGAGCCACCUCCGAUUCAAACGCCACCGAACUGGAUAAUUCUACCAAUGUUGACGGCGGGGCCGUUCAAGGCCCGAUGGAGUCGGCGAAUUUCGCCACGAGAAACGUCGAGAAUCGUGGAGGACACGACAUACCGUUCACUUAUCGCCCCGUUCCGGCUCAUCGCAAAAUCAAGGAGAGUCCUCUAAGCUCUGAUGCAAUUUUCAAGCAGCAGAGGCAUGCAGGCCUAUUCAACCUAUGUAUAGUAGUGCUUGUUGCUGUUAACAGCCGGCUUAUCAUCGAAAAUUUAAUAAAGUAUGGAUGGUUGAUUAAGACUGGUUUUUGGUUUAGUUCAAAAACGUUGAGUGAUUGGCCCCUACUUAUGUGUUGUCUUACUCUCCCAGUUUUCCCAUUUGCUGCAUUUAUAGUUGAGAAGUUGGCACAGCAGAAGUGUAUAUCUGAACCUGUUGUUGUUUUUCUUCAUGUAAUCAUUAGCACAGCUGCAAUUUUGUAUCCAGUUUUCGUGAUCCUAGGGUGUGAUUCCGCUUUUGUCUCUGGUGUCACUUUGAUGCUCUUUGCUUGCAUAGUGUGGUUAAAGCUUGUAUCUUAUGCUCAUACUAACAGUGACAUGAGAUCACUGACCAAGUCAGUUGAUAAGGGGUAUGCCAUGUCUGGUUCUCCAAAUGUGGACAAUACAUAUGAUGUUAGCUUCAAGAGUUUGGCCUACUUCAUGGUUGCCCCCACAUUAUGUUAUCAGCCAAUUUUUCCACGUACGGCAUACAUACGAAGGGGUUGGGUGGUCCGUCAGUUUGUCAAGUUAAUAAUAUUUACAGGAGUUAUGGGAUUCAUAAUUGAACAGUAUAUUAAUCCCAUCAUGCUGAAUUCUCAACACCCUUUGAAAGGGAAUUUUUUAUAUGCCAUUGAGAGAGUUUUGAAGCUUUCAGUUCCAAAUCUAUAUGUGUGGCUCUGCAUGUUCUACUGCUUUUUUCACCUUUGGCUAAAUAUACUUGCUGAAUUGCUUUGCUUUGGUGAUCGUGAAUUUUAUAAAGAUUGGUGGAAUGCAAAAACUGUUGAGGAGUACUGGAGAAAGUGGAAUAUGCCUGUUCAUAAAUGGUUGGUUCGGCAUAUCUAUUUUCCAUGCUUACGACAUGGUAUUCCUAAGAAUGUUGCAAUUCUCAUCGCAUUCUUAGUUUCGGCUGUAUUCCAUGAGCUGUGCAUUGCUGUUCCUUGCCACAUCUUCAAGUUGUGGGCCUUUAUUGGCAUCAUGUUUCAGGUUCCUUUGGUGUUGAUCACUAACUAUUUGCAAAGGAGGUUCAAGAGCUCUAUGGUUGGAAAUAUGAUGUUUUGGUUCAUUUUCUGCAUAUUUGGUCAACCCAUGUGUGUGCUUCUGUAUUACCAUGACUUGAUGAAUCGUGGGGGGACUUCCGACUGAACAAAUGGUGAUAGUGGUGUGUUGUUUCCGCCAUUAUGCAGGCUUAACGUGCGAGACCGCCUACUCCAGUGGACUUUUGGUGACAAAGUCUUGCUUUUGCACAUGAUACAUGAUAGAGCUAAUGACUCGGUCUAUACAUAUAAAUGUGCUAAAUGAAAUCUAUCUAUGCCUCAACUCCUCAUCUUAAAGCUCUCUUUUUCUCUGUGAGCUACAGUUAUAUUAAUAAAAAUUUUCCACUUGGAAGAAGA